AUGGUUACAGAGCGGAAACCUUUCGUGUCUACUGUGCGGACCGGUUAUUAUCAACCUCCAUUGUGUUGCGACAAUAAUCAGGAACGCCGCGAAAACAGGUGUAGAUGUCCUUGCAGAUAUCCUCGAAAAGGUGAAGUAUUACUGGAAAUCGAGCGCUUACAGGUGGAGACUCAAAAUCAAAACGAUGUCAUUGAAGCAUACAAAAAGCAGAUAGAUUAUCGAGAUCGGGAAAUUCAAAGAUUAGGUGCCUUAUUAGCCGGUGGACGGCCAGCUGCAGCUUUAGCUAAGGAUUGUUGCUAUAAAAAUAUCAGUACACUUUCAAUAGACGUAGAAAAAUUACAAUCAGAGAAAAUGACAAUUCAAAACCAGCUUCAAGAAGUACUUGACAGUCAACAAAAUGCCUCAAAAAAAAUUCAAAAGCUUUCGGAACGUAAUCGAUUGUUGGAACAAGAGUUAAAAGAGAUUGAAAAUGUGGCACUCAACGUAGAGUCUGAAGCAAAUUUGAACAUAUUAGAUCGGGAUAAACAAAAUUCCGAUUUACGUUUAAAACUGCAGCAAUCAAACAUAAGAAUCAAAGAGUUGGAAACAUUGUUGGAAGUGAAAUCCUUGCAGACAGGUCCCUCAAGUUCAUCAGCUUCGUUAGGGUCUGCUGAUUUCACUUUGAAUACUGCUUUAAAACAAUCGAGUGAAGAAAAACGUGUUUUAUACACACAGUUGAACGAACUUCGUCAGAGGGAGCAAACGUUACUGUGCGAUUAUGAAAAACUCAAAAACAAAUAUUGGAAAACUAAACUGAAGCUUUCGAAUAACCAUGAGGAAGUUCAACACGAUUCGAGUAGGUGGAAGGAUAAAUUUGCUGCUCUGGAAGAAUCGCAUAAAACAAUGAAAUCCGAACUUGAUUUUUUAAGCGAUGAAAAUAAGCAGUUGCGCGAAUCACUGUUGAGACUUCAACGAAAUUUCACCGAAAAAGAUAUGAAAAUUUCUCAAUUAGAAAGUGAGCUUAGUUUAAGCAAGAAAGGCCUCAAUUGCGGUGGCCGUUUAAAAACUGCAGAUUCAGCAACUUCCGCUCAAUCUUCAUUAUCUGUGCAGUCAGCUUUCCAUCGAGUGGAACGAGAAAGAGAUGCUGCUAAACGGGAAGUACAACAACUGGAAAUUGAAAGGAACUCGCUACGCGACAAAUUAAAACUUGCCACAAAAAGCCAACAGGAAGAAAAAGCAAAGCACGAGGAAGUUAUUUUAGGAUAUAGUGCUCAAAUUGCGAAUUUAGAAGCUGAAAAACGUGAUCUUCUUUGUGGUCAAAAUUCUUCGCAUACAACAGUACAGCUCGUGCGGGAAGAAAACCAGGACUUGAAAAAACGGUUGAAAGAAAGUGAAGACAAUUUCAGUAAGCUCAAAACAAGUCACUCGCAGCUGAAGAUUUUGCAAGAUCAAACCGAACGCGCUCUGACACAGCAACAAAGCCGUUUGCUGUGUUCCGAAAAUCAAUUAGAUAGUGCGGAGGCAAAAUUGUGCGAAGUUGAUGGAACUAUAGAAAAUGCGCAUAAGGAUAUUAGUAAACUGAGAGGAGACAUCAAGAUUUUGAAGGCUUCAAACGCUUCAUUGCAGCACGAAAACGAUAAAUUAUUGGCAGAACUAGAUAAAAAGACCGAAAAAUUGUUUGUCAUUGAGGCUGAACUGAGCAACUAUAAAACAGAGCGAUCAGGGAUGAGAGAUACAAUCAAUCGGCUUCAAAAGAAACUCGAGUAAGUGUUUUUUUGGUAAUG
Messenger RNA from Uranotaenia lowii, 1763 nucleotides. It is a transcript of the gene Cep135, whose product is annotated as centrosomal protein of 135 kDa. The coding region runs from base 1 to 1746 and encodes 581 amino acids. Lineage: Eukaryota; Metazoa; Arthropoda; Insecta; Diptera; Culicidae. The transcript is spliced from 3 exons. The record is from RefSeq and is a predicted model, not a curated record.